AUGUCUCCGAAACGCUUUCCGGCCUACCAGGAUAUCGACGGGGUGAAGUACGCUUUAGGGUACAGGGCUGUCGAUAUCCGCGAGGCCCUCAGCUACAUGCCCCGAGAUGGUGACAUCGUCAUGGUAUCGCACCUGAAAUGCGGUAACAACUGGCUGGAACAGAUAAUGCAACUCAUCCUUUACAAAGGACAGUCCGCCAAAACCAUGAGCGAGUUCCACCAACGAACGCCCUACCUUGAACUGGUUGGCACGAGUCAGCUGGAAGCCAUGCCGCCUCCUCGUUUCUAUAAGACGCACUUCCCUUACGAGCUGCAGCCCAUCAACUCCGAGGCUAAAUACGUGUACAUAACCAGAAAUCCACUCGACGUCUGCGUUUCGUUCUACCAUUACACAUGCCUCAUGCCGAUUUACAAGUUUGACGGCGGUGCCUUUGACGACUUCUUUGAGCUUUUUGUGACUGGCCAGACCGACCACGGGGACAUCAUCGACCAUCUAGUGUCCUGGUACAAACACAAGGACGACAACAAUGUCUUAAUCCUCACGUACGAGGACCUCAAGAGGGACUUCAGAAACACCGUCUUGAGACUCGCUUUCUUUCUUGGAGAGGAGUACGCGAGGUCGCUGGAACGCGAUGAAGAACUGUAUCAGGGGAUUGUGGAGCAGAGUAGCAUCUCGUUUAUGAGCAAGUUUCUUUUCCUCAAGGAUGACAAGCUGAAAUCGACAGGGGUACGCGGUGAGGAUCCGUAUUCGAAAGCUGUAAGAAGGUUUUUGUGCGACGAGCCUGGACAGUCGCGUCGCAUUGAACUUGUGAGGAAGGGUGCGGUUGGUGACUGGAAAACGCUUUUCAAGCGACAGCAUCUCGAUCGUCUACGGCGUAGGAUCCAAGAAAAAGGGGCCGCUCACAUUCUUCAGGACCUGUGGAAGGCUGAAGAUUUGGGAGGACUGAUUUAG
Ixodes scapularis (black-legged tick) is the source of this 951-nucleotide messenger RNA. Its product is annotated as sulfotransferase ssu-1. The record is from RefSeq and is a predicted model, not a curated record. NCBI's taxonomy places the organism in Eukaryota, Metazoa, Arthropoda, Arachnida, Ixodida, Ixodidae. Gene Ontology annotation, cellular component: cytoplasm. Bases 1 to 951 code for a protein of 316 amino acids. Gene Ontology annotation, molecular function: sulfotransferase activity. The transcript is spliced from 2 exons. Gene Ontology annotation, biological process: sulfation.